AUGGUCUCAUGGCGGUUUGGGCUGGGGCGCACGGAGUCGGUGGAUAACUACGACGGAGUUCUGGUUCCCUUAGAGCAGGCACAUCUUCACAGCCACUCGGCGCGGGUUGGGCGAGUCGAAUUUGAGACGCAGGACGAAAGUGCAGAUGAUGAGGACGAUGUGGGCUCCGCAAAGGACGAUCAGGGCGAGGGUAUGCUGCUGAUGAAUGCGGCCGAAUAUACCAUCGAGGGCCUGAGGGCGCAGAUGAGGCAAGGCAAGCGAGGGGAAUGGACCGAUUAUGAGAUAAAAUCUAAGCUCAUCAACAAGGCAAUUCAAGAUAUCGGUAUGGGGCGGUACAAUUGGCAGCUUUUUAUCCUCUGUGGCUUUGGAUGGUUUGCCGAUAACUUAUGGCUACAGGGCGUCUCGCUAACUUUACCGUCGCUGUCAGCAGAGUUCGAUAUACCAGAAAAGACAGUCAGGUAUACGACAAGCUCUUGCUUUGUAGGUCUCUCACUUGGGAGUUUCCUGUGGGGGAUAGGGUCGGAUGUCUUUGGCCGUCGAAUUGCCUUCAACAUGACGCUACUUAUCACGAGCAUCUUCGGCAUUUUAGCUGCGUACGGUAGAAGCUGGGGAGCCGUGUGUUUCCUCUACGCUGCAUUCGGUUUUGGUGUUGGUGGAAAUUUGCCUGUUGAUGGCGCCUUGUUUCUGGAGUUUCUACCAGACGCCUCCAGCUCUCUACUCACGCUGCUCUCCGUUUGGUGGCCUAUCGGACAACUUGUAUCUUCACUUGCCGCAUGGUUCUUCAUUGCGCAAUGGCCAGUAAAUCUCGGGUGGCGAUACUUCAUCAUGACUAUUGGCAUCAUUACUUUUGCCAUGUUCUGUGUUCGUUUCUUCAUCUUUUAUAUGUUCGAGUCACCAAAAUUCCUUCUCAACAAGGGUCGCCAGAAUGAAGCUGUUGCCGUUGUCCACGGCAUCGCCUAUCGGAAUGGUGCGAAGACGUGGCUCACCUCAGAAAUCCUGGAUCAAGUCGCGGCAGAGGAUCCUGAGCAGUCUUCCCAUAACGCCCAGCGAUACUCGAUAUCCUCCGCCCCGCGAUCAAACCUCUUUAAAGAGAAGCUCAAGGGGUUCUCGGGUGAGAGGCUGCGGCCACUCUUUCAAACCAAAACUCUGGCUUUGGCUACUACUCUUAUCUGGAUUUGCUGGGCUACUAUAGGAAUGGGAUAUCCAUUGUUUAACGCCUUUUUACCCCAAUACCUUUCUCACCACAACGAUGACUCGCAGGUUGAGGCCAUGCAAGACGAGACAUCAGCCAUUUCUGGCACCACAUAUCGUAAUUAUGCCAUCACAUCAGUAAUGGGUAUCCCUGGCAGCCUCCUCGCCGCGUAUCUAGUCGACCAUCCAUCCCCUUUCUUCGGCCGCCGCGGUACGUUGGCCAGCUCCACUGUCAUCUCGGCAGUAUUUCUCUUCGUCUUUGCCGCAUACGGCACCACAUCCACGACUCAACUCAUUUUCUCCUGUAUCGAAGCUUUUGCACAGAACAUCAUGUAUGGCGUCCUAUAUGCUUUCACGCCGGAGAUUUUCCCGGCUCCCGUCAGAGGCGCCGGCACUGGAGUUGCCAGUUUCCUUAACAGGUUGACGGGUUUGAUGGCUCCGCUCAUUGCAGCGAAUAUUCCUGGAGACGGGUCCACGACACCAAUCUACAUGUCUGCUGUUUUAAUCCUCGCAGCGUUUGUGGCGAUGUGUUUGAUUCCGAUUGAAACACGUGGAGCACAGCGUUUGUAG
Trichoderma asperellum CBS 433.97 is the source of this 1761-nucleotide messenger RNA. RefSeq lists its product as uncharacterized. Gene Ontology annotation, molecular function: transmembrane transporter activity. Lineage: Eukaryota; Fungi; Ascomycota; Sordariomycetes; Hypocreales; Hypocreaceae. The record is from RefSeq and is a predicted model, not a curated record. Gene Ontology annotation, cellular component: membrane. Gene Ontology annotation, biological process: transmembrane transport.